AUGAAUGAUUACACAGAAAUACUCAAACCUAAAAUCAUACCUCAACCAUCUUCCAAGAAUGAUUCAAUUCCAGCACCACCAGGAUAUAGCGAAUCUACAACAACAACAACAACAUCUAAGACCACAACUUCGGUAAAGAAAUCUAAACAAGAUGAAGCUGAAUUGAAUUCAUUAAAAUCCAAGAAAAUUUGGGAAUUAGCUAUUGCACCAGCUAAAUCGGUUCCAAUGAAUUUAUUUAUGAGUUAUAUGACUGGGAAUUCAUUACAAAUUAUUCCAGUAACGAUGACAUUAAUGUUACUUUGGAAUCCUAUCAAGUCAAUCUUCAAUGAUACAAACCGUACUUUUUCUAAAUUAACAACUAAGAAUAAUACUACUGAAAUAAUCCAAGCUAAAUUGAUAUUUAUAAUUUGUCAACUACUUAAUAUGGCAAUUGGGGUUUAUAAAUUAUACAAAAUGGGGCUUAUACCUCAUCAAGAAGCAGAUUGGCUAGCAUGGAAAGAACCAAAAGAAUUUAUAGAAAAAUUAUACUAUUGA
Candida tropicalis MYA-3404 is the source of this 534-nucleotide messenger RNA. RefSeq names its product chaperone. The record is from RefSeq and is a predicted model, not a curated record. The transcript has a single exon. Bases 1 to 534 code for a protein of 177 amino acids. Gene Ontology annotation, biological process: protein folding in endoplasmic reticulum. Gene Ontology annotation, cellular component: EMC complex. NCBI's taxonomy places the organism in Eukaryota, Fungi, Ascomycota, Pichiomycetes, Serinales, Debaryomycetaceae.